Molecule: messenger RNA, 541 nt
Organism: Mycotypha africana
Lineage: Eukaryota; Fungi; Mucoromycota; Mucoromycetes; Mucorales; Mycotyphaceae
Product: Spt4/RpoE2 zinc finger-domain-containing protein
Exons: 2
Coding region: 59-409 (116 amino acids)
Biological process (GO): chromatin organization; regulation of transcription elongation by RNA polymerase II; positive regulation of DNA-templated transcription, elongation
Cellular component (GO): DSIF complex; nucleus
Molecular function (GO): zinc ion binding; RNA polymerase II complex binding
Source: RefSeq, a predicted model, not a curated record
AAGCGUUCAAUGGGCACCUCCCACAGGUCCUUUUAUUCUAAACUAUACCAACCAAGCAAUGUCACAGAUCUUACCACUUGACAAGAAGCAACUACGUGCAUGUUUACUAUGCUCACUUAUAAAGAAUGCUUCACAAUUCCGAGCCAAUGGAUGUGAAAACUGUGACGACAUUUUACAAAUGAGAGGUAGCAUGGAUCGUGUCUUAGAAUGUACUAGCCCAAAGUUUGAAGGUUGCAUUACGUCCAUGCAGCCCGAACACAGUUGGGUAGCUAAAUGGCAGCGUAUCAACAAGUUUCACGAGGGUAUCUAUGCCAUUGUUGUUUACGGAAGGAUACCAGAUGAUGUGGAAGAUGAAUUGGACCGACGUGGAAUAACUUUCAAACCAAGAGACGGCAGUGUGAAAGAAUAAGUCGUUAGAUGAAAAGACUUACCUCUCAAUCUCAACUUCUCCUUCUAUCACACCCUUUCCAAUUUUUAUUGCUCUAUAUUAUAGAUGAACUUCAGCAUACAAUUUCAGUUGUUUUUAGUACCUAUGUCGCCC